CUGGACGAGUGGAAGUCAACGUGCACAAGGCAUUAUAUUUCUCAAAGAGACUUGAUCAACCAGCUUCUGACAGAUAGCCGAAGGUGAUCGACCCUUCAGAGGCCUUACUCAGCACGCGAGUCAAGGAUUUAGACAAAUCGACGGGAAGAUAUACAUGACACUAGAGAAACAGAAUACCUCGACGUCAGACAAACAAAGUGAUACACCAACAUUUGUCAUUAUUCAGACAGGACGACCAGGUCUAUAUCUUGAUAGACUCUCCCUCUUUCCCAAUUAGGGCCUUACAUCUAGACAGCAUCAUAUCAACUCUACUAUUUCACUCUGUCCAUCAAAACUACUACCCACCAUGUCCCAAUCACAGAGCUUCGACUUCUUGGUCGGGACAUUCAACACACCACAACUUUAUACUCUUCGCUUCACACCAUCCUCUCAAUCGUGCUCAUCGAGCACACUCAAAAUCGUCCAGCGUUCUUCCGCCAUCGGGUCUCAUUCCUGGCUACACCUCACCUCUCCGAGACCAGACGGGACACGCACACUCUACGCCACCGCUUGGACAGAACCACCCACCGUGGUCGCAUACGCCGUGCACUCACCCACACAAAUAUCACUUCUCGGCACGGCACGGACACAAUCACGAAGCGGAUACGUCUGCGCGAGCGACGUAGCAGUCUACUCUGCCGGGGGCGCUACAGGCGAAGUAUUCGUCAUCGACCGCGAGACCGGAGGCUUUCUUCUGCAACCUUCUCAGGCAAACGGCGACACCAAACGAGACACGACACGCUCGACGUCACCCACGCCAGUACCGCCUCUCCAGACCAUUUCCUUUCUCGACGCCUCUUCUCAGCGCGACGACGGCAGCGUCAUGGACUUUGGCGGCCUCCGCCACGGCGCCCACUCGGCCGACCUCUCGCCGGACCAGAGGGCGCUGUACGUGGCCGACAUUGGGCGCAACUGCAUAUGGACCUUCUCGGUCUCGCCGGUCGACGGCGGCCGCGUGACGCCCGGCGAGAAGCACGUGUCGCCCCGGCCCAACGACGGCCCCAGGCACGUCUGGCCCCACCCGUCCGGUCGGUACGUGUACUGCCUGCAGGAACACACGAGCAUGGUCGACGUCUUUUCGACGUCCGACGGCGGGGUGACUCUCGAGCACGAGCAAGGCGUCCGGAUCAUCCCGGCCGGCGAGGUCGAGAGUGAGUUUUGGGCCGACGAGGUGCGAACGAGUUUCAGUCACGCCUCGAAGCCGCGGUACCUCUACGCCAGCACGAGGGGGUUGGACCCUCGCAGAAAGGGUUACGUGGCGGUGUACAAGCUCACGGAGGAAGGGAGGAUCGACACGUCCUCUGCCGCCUCAAACGCCUUGAUCUCGGCCAACGGCAGUACGAGUGGCGGCAGCGGCAGCGGCACCCUCACAAAUGGCAAUGGCAAUGGUGCGAAUGCAAAUGCAAACACAAAAGCGGCCACCCAGGACCCGUACGCGGGCUUACUGUGCAUGUACGAGACUGCCACGAGCGGAGGGUGGGCCAACGCCGUCCAGCCGGGUCCCACGGUCGACGGGGUCGAGUACCUGGCCAUGACCGACAGCGAGGAAGGGUUCGUCUUUGUUUUGAGUUGGGACGGCAAGGAGAUGAAGGAGGUCGCCAGGACAAAGUUGGACGAAGGAGCUGGUGCCGCAACCGCCGUUUGGUUUUCUUGACGACUUUCCACACACACGAGACAACGACUACAAGUAAGAUACGGAAGUAGGGAGCGUAGAGAAUACAAAUGAAAAUAAAAAC
This is a messenger RNA of Exophiala oligosperma, 1775 nucleotides long. RefSeq lists its product as uncharacterized. The transcript has a single exon. Gene Ontology annotation, molecular function: protein binding; 6-phosphogluconolactonase activity. NCBI's taxonomy places the organism in Eukaryota, Fungi, Ascomycota, Eurotiomycetes, Chaetothyriales, Herpotrichiellaceae. The coding region runs from base 347 to 1693 and encodes 448 amino acids. The record is from RefSeq and is a predicted model, not a curated record.